AUGAUGAUGGACAAGGCCGAUCCUUCCCAGAAGCUGCAUAACAAGAUGCGUUUAUGGGAGUUUCCGGAUCAGUAUGUGGUGGAGCCCACUGACGGCUCCUCCGCUUCCCGUCUGGCGAUUAGCCGACUCGACGGCUCCACAAGUCUUAUUGAUGACAUACCCCAGUUCAAGACGCUCCGUGUUCCUAAAAUUCAGACAAUAUAUGGUGUGGUAGGAAUGCUCAAGCUUUUGGCAGGAACAUACUUAUUUGUGAUAACUGAACGUGAAUGCGUUGGAUCUUAUCUGGGUUAUCCCAUUUUCAAAGUUGUCUCAAUGAAGGUUCUUCCUUGUGAUCACUCUGUCAAGAAUUCUCCAGAAGAACAGAAAAAAAUGGAGAGUGAAUUUUCUCGCUUGCUUAGUGUUGCAGAAAAGACUCCGGGUUUGUAUUUCUCGUAUGAUGUGAAUAUAACAUUGAGUGCUCAACGAUUGCAUGAUUUAGGAGAUGAAUCAAAAAUGCUUCCUCUUUGGAGACAAGCAGACCCUCGAUUUCUUUGGAACAGCUACAUGUUGGAAGUGCUAAUAGAUAACAAGCUUGAACCGUACCUUCUUCCUGUCAUGCAAGGCAGUUUUCAUAGCUUUCAAUCUGCCAUUGGGAAAGAUAUCCUUGAUGUUGCACUGAUUGCACGGAGAUGCACACGGAGAACUGGCACACGAAUGUGGAGAAGAGGAGCUGAUUCUGAUGGUUUUGUUGCAAAUUUUGUGGAAACUGAACAAAUUAUACAAUUGAAUGGUUACACUGCCUCCUUUAUUCAGGUUCGAGGGUCAAUACCUAUACUUUGGGAUCAGAUUGUUGAUUUGACAUAUAAACCAAAGUUCGAAAUUGUGAGGCCUGAGGAAGCACCACGAGUGGCUGAGCGACACUUUCUGGAUUUAAGAAAGAAAUAUGGGAAUGUUCUUGCUGUGGAUCUUGUCAACAAGCAUGGAGGUGAGGGACGCUUGUGUGAAAAAUUUGGUCUUGCAAUGGAACCUAUUGCCAGUGAUGAUGUGAGGUAG
Messenger RNA from Striga hermonthica, 1032 nucleotides. The record is from the annotation of a GenBank genome assembly. Lineage: Eukaryota; Viridiplantae; Streptophyta; Magnoliopsida; Lamiales; Orobanchaceae.